Rhizophagus irregularis DAOM 181602=DAOM 197198 is the source of this 558-nucleotide messenger RNA. NCBI's taxonomy places the organism in Eukaryota, Fungi, Glomeromycota, Glomeromycetes, Glomerales, Glomeraceae. The record is from RefSeq and is a predicted model, not a curated record.
AAUAUGCUUUCAUUCAUUAUCUAUCAUAUUGCACAUAAUCCAAAUGUGAAAAAGAAAAUGCUAGAAGAAAUUGAUAGUAUAUUCCAAGGUAAAAUGCGACCAAUUACUAAAGAUGAUUUUUACAGUUUAAAAUACUGUGAAGCAAUUGUAAAAGAAGCAGUUCGCAUUUUCCCAAUUGUGCACUUGAAUACAAGAUAUAUUGAUAAACCUAGCGAAAUAGCAGGAUAUCAAUGGCCAGCUGGAACAUUCUUUAUAAUUAACGUUGGAGUUAUUCAUAAUAAAGAUGAUUAUUGGGAAGAACCUAAUAAAUUUAAUCCUGAUAGAUGGAUGGAUGAAAAUUUCGAGCCAAAGAAAAAUUCUUUUAUCAUGUUUGGUGAAGGAUUAAGAUUAUGUCCAGGAAGAAAAUUAGCAAUGAUUGAAUUAGUUUGUUUGAUGGCUUUACUGUUUAGAAAAUAUGAAAUUAAUUUAGUAGAUAUGAAUUCUCCUAUUAAAACUAAAAGUGAUGAUAUUGUAAUUUCUUGUGUCAAAUUAUUAGUUAAAAUUGAAUUAAGAAAUUGA